Molecule: messenger RNA, 567 nt
Organism: Sphenostylis stenocarpa
Lineage: Eukaryota; Viridiplantae; Streptophyta; Magnoliopsida; Fabales; Fabaceae
Source: the annotation of a GenBank genome assembly
AUGUACUACAACAAGUCCAUACCAAAAGAACCAAGAAGUGGCAAAUGUUUCGUAUGCGUUCUGGCUUUCUUUGUCAUCUUAUGUGCACUUCUACUGGUUUUCGCAUCCAUAGUGCGUGUGAGGAACCCUCGUGUCAAAAUAAGAUCAGCUACGUCGAACCAAAUCAGUUACAGCGUUUCAUCAUCAUCACCUUCGUUCAACGCCACCGUCGUCAUCUUUUUCAGCAUCAAGAACCCCAAUCUCAGUGCCUUCACUUACGAGAAUAGCAGCGUGAGUGUGCUCUAUGCGGGUGUGAAGAUCGGUCAUAGGCCCAUCAACGGUGGCAGGGUCAGUUUCAGAAAAACCAAAGAAAUUAAUGUUAUUGUUAAUUUGAGCUCAGCUGAGAUACCUGUCACUGCUAAUCUUUCUAGUGACAUGAAUUCAGGGUGCUUGAAUCUCACGAGCUAUGCCAAAUUUAGUGGCAUAGUUCGUCUUCUGAAAAUUAUGAAGGUCAAAAUGAACAUCGAAACUGCUUGCGCUAUGAAGCUCAACUUCACCUCCCACGUAAUUCAGGAUAUUCAAUGCUAA